This is a messenger RNA of Micromonas commoda, 1661 nucleotides long. Its product is annotated as carbohydrate-binding module family 20 protein. Gene Ontology annotation, molecular function: starch binding. The transcript has a single exon. NCBI's taxonomy places the organism in Eukaryota, Viridiplantae, Chlorophyta, Mamiellophyceae, Mamiellales, Mamiellaceae. Gene Ontology annotation, cellular component: membrane. Bases 58 to 1476 code for a protein of 472 amino acids. The record is from RefSeq and is a predicted model, not a curated record.
GCGUGGCGCAAGGACCGCGAAGAUUGGGAGAAGACCACCAAGGAGAACUUCCUCGCCAUGGAGAAGGAACUGAAGGAGACCAAGUCCAAGCUCGAGGCUACCGAGGAGGAGGCUGCCAAGGCUGCGGACGAGUCCGACGUCGAGGCCAUGAAGAAGAUCGAGGCGAUUCGCGCCGAGCUCGAGACUGAGGUUGCGAUUGCGUCUGAUCGACUCCAGGCGAUGGAGGCUGAGAUGCGCGCGGCGCAGCAGGCGCGCGCGGAUGCCGAAAAGGAGCUCAGCGACGUGCGUCAAGACAUGGACGUGCUGAAGCAGAUGAUGGACGACACCUCCCGCGACUCGGUGCAGCAGAACCUGGACAUGGAGCAAGAGCUGGGCCGCGUCAUGAACGAGGCUAACGAGCUUCGCGCCAAGCUCGAGGCCCAGGCCAAGGCGCUGGAGGCGCGCGACGGCGACGCGUUCAAGCAGCUCGAGAAGGCAUCCGGCGAGACGGCGGCGCUGAAAGCGGACCUGGAGGCUACCAAGGCGGCGGCGGCGGCGGACGCGGCGCUCAGGGCGGAUCUCGAACAGGCGAUGGUCCGCGCGCACGAGAUCGCCAAGGAGAACGCGAUCAAGAUGGUCAAGCACAACGAGCGCAUGGGCCGGUGGAGGUCCUACAAGUCCGGCGACAUCGACAUCCCGGUCAAGUUUGAGAUCGCCGUCGAGACCAUGCCCGGCCAGCGCGUCGCCAUGGUCGGCACGUGGAACGACUGGGACAUCUCCGCGGCGUUUCCGAUGGUGUGGACCGAGGGGAACGUGUGGACGGUGACCACCCCGAUCCACGCGGACGACACGUACGAGUACAAGUACGUCGUGAUCGACGGCGAGGGACCGGCGGCGCUGGAGAAUGCCACGUGGCAGUCUGGAAAUAACCGCGCCCUCGGCCUCAACCUCAGCCUGCACGACGAGGUGGCGCUCGUCGAGGUUGUCGACACGUGGAGGCCGGACCCCAAGCAGGCGCCGGUCCUCCUCCACAUGGUCGACGGAACCGUCAAGGAAGAAGGCAGCACCAAGCUCCUCCACGACGUCGUCAGGGAGCUCCGAACGGAGCAGGCGCUCCUCGACGGAUCGCUCAACGUCAAGGUUCUCGCGGAGAUUGCGCAAGCCAUCUCCGCCGCCGCCGGAGACUCCAUCGCCGAUCCCCUCGACGAGGAAUUCUUCGACGCCAUGGAACGGGCGGCGGUGGAGGAAGCGACGCCGCCCAAACCCCCGAAGGACAUCUUCACCACGGCAUCAUCCAACAUCGUCGCGACGGAGGAACCCGAGGAACACGUACCGGUGUUUGUCGACGCGUCGGAUGAAUUCGCGCCAGACGGCGACGUGGAGGCGUCGGCGAUGGUGAACGUCAACGUCACCGCCGACGGGGAGCAAAUCGCGACGGGCACGAUGGCGGACGUGGACGUGGGCGAGGAGCAGGACGCGUCCGCGGGUCCCCGUUGAGGACCCGGCAAACAGCAGCAUGAGAGAUACGCAACGCAACAAUUGUUUUUGACUUUUCUGUUCCCACCUAGAGUCUGUCCUCGCGGUGCGGGGGCGAAGACGAGUCGAACCUCGUCUUCGCCGCGAUCGCGCGGGCGGCGACGAUACGAAAACUUUGUAAGUAAGCGAAAGCAGCAUGAUAAUCA